This is a messenger RNA of Durio zibethinus, 746 nucleotides long. RefSeq names its product nudix hydrolase 1 (gene NUDX1). Gene Ontology annotation, biological process: dGTP catabolic process. NCBI's taxonomy places the organism in Eukaryota, Viridiplantae, Streptophyta, Magnoliopsida, Malvales, Malvaceae. The record is from RefSeq and is a predicted model, not a curated record. Gene Ontology annotation, molecular function: 8-oxo-7,8-dihydrodeoxyguanosine triphosphate pyrophosphatase activity. Gene Ontology annotation, cellular component: cytosol.
AGUACAUAACUCAUAGAACUACCAGAGUAGAGGUAAAACAAAGAAAAAAAAAAAAAAAAAAGGGGAGACUUUAACGCUCUCUUCUUUUGAAUUCGAAUUGCUUGAAUAUGCAAAACGGUGUUGUGAUGGAGGAAACAAAGCUGGAACCACGAGUAGGGGUGGCGGUGUUCGUGUUAAAGGGAAAAUCGGUCCUGUUGGGGCGCCGCCGCUCCUCCAUUGGUGACUCCACCUUUGCUCUCCCCGGCGGCCACCUCGAGUUUGGAGAGAACUUCGAGGAGUGCGGCGCUAGGGAGCUGGAGGAAGAGACGGGUUUGAAAAUGGGGAAAGCAGAGUACUUAACAGUGACCAAUACCGUCUUCCUGGAGGAACCCAAACCCGCACAUUACGUCACCAUCUUCCUGCGUGCAGUGUUAGCGGAUCCUAAUCAGGUGCCACAAAACCUGGAGCCAAAUAAGUGCGAUGGCUGGGACUGGUAUGAUUGGGAUAAGCUGCCCCAACCUUUGUUUUGGCCACUGGAGAAAAUGGUACGGAGUGGCUUCAAUCCUUUUCCAUCUCAAUCUCAUCCACUUCACAGUUGCUGAAUGCGUUUUAGGGCUUUGCUUUUAUUUUCUGAACACUGAUCGAUGGGUUUCAUUUUAUCAUGCUGUAUUGUAUGGCCAAUAUUAUUGGUAAUGUGAAUUUAAAACUGUGAAUGUUUAUGCUUAGUUAUUAGUAAAAAAGGUGAUGCUACUGUGAUUGGUUUAAAA